Molecule: messenger RNA, 3951 nt
Organism: Scleropages formosus (Asian bonytongue)
Lineage: Eukaryota; Metazoa; Chordata; Actinopteri; Osteoglossiformes; Osteoglossidae
Gene: zfp36l1a
Product: zinc finger protein 36, C3H type-like 1a
Exons: 2
Coding region: 268-1299 (343 amino acids)
Molecular function (GO): metal ion binding; mRNA binding
Source: RefSeq, a predicted model, not a curated record
UCUGUUUUAAUGUACUCUUCGCUUUGUGCGUCUCACACGCUGGCUGCGUCGCAACGUACGUGUCAGAGGAGGCCGCCGCGGCUCGCUGGAUGCGCACCGGACGGGUUAACCCCGGUUAGUUAGUUGGUUAGUUUAGUCAUCGGUGUAUCUUGCUACAGCGCUGCAGCUCUGAGAUUCAUUAAGACUCGUCCGACUGACUCCCGCGCUCUUUGAUUCUUCUUCUUGCUGCGUCUCCUGUUUUGCUCACUAACGAAACAGAAUAACAAAAUGAUGAACUACAAUAACAACAACAUACUUGGCACCCCAAACCCAAUGUCUCUCCCAUGCAUUGGUGCCAACCCAUCCAUCUCCAGCGCCACUGGGAGCCUGCUGGACAGGAAGGCGGUGGGGACCCCAUCUGCUGUUGGGGUGUACCAGCGGCGCCACUCGGUCAACAUACCCAGCUCCAAGUUCAAUCACAACCAGUUCCUCAACAGCCUGAAGAUGGACCCGCCGCUCACCUCGGGCAGUGGCAGCAACAAGGAGAACCGCUUCCGGGACCGCUCCUACUCAGAGACUGGGGAGCGGCUGGCACCCAAGUGCGCUGGCAGUCCCAGCAACGGGGCCAGCGGCAGCCAGGUCAACUCCAGCCGCUACAAGACGGAGCUGUGCCGCCCCUUUGAAGAGAACGGUGCCUGCAAGUACGGCGAAAAGUGCCAGUUCGCGCACGGCGUCCGCGAGCUGCGCAGCCUGAGCCGCCACCCCAAGUACAAGACGGAGCUGUGCCGCACCUUCCACACCAUCGGCUUCUGCCCCUACGGCCCGCGCUGCCACUUCAUCCACAAUGCCGAGGAGCGCCGGGGACCCCCGCCGCUCUCAGCUUCCAACAAGCUGGACAGACCCCGCCUUCAGCACAGCUUCAGCUUCCCGGGCUUCCCCAGCACAGGCGGCUCUCAGGAUAGCCCCACCUCCGUCACGCCACCGCCCAUUUUCUCCAAUGAGGACAUUGCGGACUGGCCAAACAACCCCUUCACAUUCUCCAGCCAGGAGCUGGCCAGCCUGUUUGGCCCCAGCCUGGGUCCUCUGCCUAGCGCUGAGCCCACUACUCCGGGCCCGCCAUCCCCAACCGCGCCGUACUACUUCAGGCCCCUGUCCAAUUCGCCACCCAUAUUUGAGUCACCCCCUAGCCCGCCGGACUCCCUCUCUGACCAGGAAGGUUACCAGAGCAGUUCAGGCAGCCUCAGCGGAUCAGAGUCUCCCAGCUUGGACACCACCCGUCGACUUCCCAUCUUCAGUAGACUUUCCAUUUCCGACGACUAAGGCGCACGUGGCCGCAAAAGAUGGAAAGUUAGAAGAAUUUGGCACUCCCCUCUGCCUCCAGCCCUCUUUGCCUUUCCUCUCUCAAUACCUGUUCCCCUUGCCUCUCCUGUCCUUGUUUACAUAUAGAGAAUCUCAACGUAUUCUGUGCAGCGUUUUAUUUUAAACCCACAGCAUGAUGAGAGGUCUGUCUUCCAAGUGAGGUGGUAGUUGGGGCCCAAGAAGUGAGUGCAUACAGACACACACCUCCACACAGUGUAUACUGAUUUCAAAAGGACACCACCUGAAUUAAGGGAAUGACUUUUCAAUUCUAAAGCAAUAAGUGUGGCUCUCAAGUCUUUCUCCCCAUCUUGCCCCCUACCCUGCCUUGUAUUCCUAGACCUCCAUGACAUACUUUUUAAUAGUGCCAAAAAAGAGAAUGGGUAAGAGAAUGUGAAUGGUGCUGGAAAGGUAUUGGACUGUGACUGUGGCCAGACACCACCUGCCUUCCUUGUUGACUUGUAGCAGUGCAGCUGGUGUCUUGGCCUGGGGAACGCUUCACUCUCUACAGGCUGCCUCUUCCCUCAAGACCCUUUCUCCCCGAGCUAGCCGAUGUGAGUGUUAAGGCUGUAGCUGUUCUAACUUUUAUUUACAGAUUUCUUGAAACAGAAAAGAGAUUUUAAGUGCUGGGGGCCACACCUGCAAAAUGCUAUGUUUGCUGGACUACUGUGUUUAUGCUUCUCAUAGCUUUCUGCCCUCUCGAAGUGCUCUGCCCCGUAGUGAUUUAGUGGACUAGGAGAGUCUGCGGGAAGGACUUAACAGAUCAAGGUUGGGUUCUGGAAUCGGCCAGGAAAAGAUGAGUCUUUAUUUUGGUGCUAUGAGUUCAAUUCCCACCACCACCUAAACAACCUAAAAAGAUAUGAUGCCUUAAAUUCUUGUUCUUCUUAAUUCCUUCAUCCAAACCUCCCCAGUUUUCCCCCACCCCCUCCUGUUGCUGGUCACUGGUUGUGUUUAGAAGGGAAACUUCUUGUGGAAUCUCUGGUUAUGGCGUGUUAACCGGUCAGCUGCGUGGUGUGGUCAAACCUCCCUGUUGCAUCUCACCACAGAUGCUCAGAUCAGUUCAGAGCAAAUCCUUCCUUUUAUAGAAUAUGCUCCACGGAGCACUUUGUACCCUUCCCAUCCCGCUUUUUCUUUUUGGUUUAUUAAUAUUUUAUUAUUGUUACUGUUAUGGUUGUUUGGAAAAACUUUCGGAGUGGAAGGUUUUUGCUUGUCACUGCUUAUUUAACUUAUCAAACGUAUUUAUUGCUGAUCAUAUGCAUUUUUUUGUUAAUUUUGUUUGUAUUUAUCUGGUUAAUGAACAAUAGAAUAUAUUUUCUUUUAUGUUAAAUUAUGAUCUUCCGUAUUAAUCUAAAGAUUGUGAAGACUUGUCAUUUUUUCCUUUUCACAGUUUAAUAUAUUAUACUUCGACUUUUUGUUUGCAACUACUCUGUUAAAAUGAACCUUAAUUUAAAGCAAAAAAUGCAAGUUUUGUGUUUUGAUUUAUUUAUUGUAGUUUUGGUUGUUUUGGUUUUUUUCCCCCCUUCACUUCCCCAGUGUUGGACUGCAAAAUUUCAGGAACCUUAUUACUGCCAUGUUGAUUUAAUUCCUCAACUUUAUCUGACAGGUCUUAAGACAGACUGUGCUUUUCUGUUUCCUAAUGACAGCUCCUUAAUUUGCGUUCACUGCUUUACAGUCAGUCCCAUCUGCUACAACAACCAUUUAGUUUUACUGGUUCCUUGAAUUCUUUCUUUGGUCAUCUUGCAGUAUUUUCUCCUCGGAAAUAUACAAGCUUAUAUUAACUUCUGUUCUAAUGAAGCUGAUAAGCAGCUAGAUGCAAUUUAUACUCUUGACACCAGUUAAAAUUCCCUCCCCCCCCCCCCCCCCCCCAAUAAAAGGGAUUUUGGUGUUUGAGUAGGGGAGAUGUGACUGGGGUUGGGAUACUGCAAAAGUCCUCCUUGAAAUAGAAAAAAAAAAAAAAUACUUUUAUGGGACUUGAAGUUCCCCAGAAACCAGUUGGCUUCUGUUAAGCUAAAAUUUCUACUCAGUCCACCUGUUGAUUUGGGUGGUUUUGAAAUGUGAUGUACAUUGCAGAGAUUGUAUAGUGAAACAACAUGCACAGUGUGUUAUGUAAGAAUAAAGCCUAUUCAUAAAGUGCAUUUUGAAGCUAGAUUUAAACAAGUACCUAGAUUGCCAAGGUGAGGAAUGUCAGGAGUUCUAGCUGUGAGACCGAGGCCUUGUAUUUGGUUAUUAAAAUAAUUACUGAUGGGCUUUGGUCCCGUCAGUCACAAACCUACGCUGUGACCAAACCUGUACAUAUCAUGUACGCUAUAAAUAGUCCUUUUAGAACUGAGAUUACCCUCACCCCAAAUGUUAAGUGCCUCGUAAUGAAUACAUUCCAGGUAGCCAACACAUUCUGCCUUUGUGUUGUAAUAGAAAUAUGAGGAAAAAAUUAAUUCCACGUUCUGUUUUUCCAUGUAGGAUGGAGAGGUUAACAGGACUGACACAAAGAAAGUAAACUGUUGAAUGUAUUGUGUUUUACAGCUGUUGCUGUUCACUACAAUAAUAUCUAUGUGAGUUUAUACAAUUUUUGUAACGACUGAUUGCAGUUAACCAAUAAACCCCAUAUUUUUGAAAAAA